AUGUGCCUUACAAAAUUAACUACUUCACUGACGUUUAUUCUACUUCUAGUAGUUGCUAUAUUAGUAAUAAUUUCAAUUGCAUUAAAUGCUGCUACGCUUGGUAUAAUUAAUAAACGAUUUAAUGAAAUUAAAAAUGAGAAUGGUCAAACAACAAGUGAAACUACUAUUCCAACAGGACCGAUAACGACAAGCACCGUGCGACCACCUAUCACUUUUAACUUGGCUGAUUCAAUUCGUAUUGAAGAUUUAAUGUACCAUCUUAAUGAGUUACAACGUAUUGCUAAUAAUACAGGCAAUACUCGUGCUAUUGGAACUCGUGGAUUUACAGAAACAGUUAAUUAUAUCUAUAAUUAUCUAGUUAAUAAUGUUGCUACUUUAGAAGUCUUUCGAGAACAAGUACCAAUACAGAAUUUUACAAUUAAAGGAGAUCCAAUAUUGAUCUUAUCUAUCAAUGAUAGUAAUGAAACAUUCACUUAUUCAACUAAUUUAGCAAGAUCCGAUUUCACUUAUGUCAAUUACUCAGCUCCUAUCAAUUUAACAAAAUUUAAUUUAGUAGUUGUUCCUAAUAAUGGAUGUAAUGACCUCGAUUGGCAAAAUGUAAGAGGCCGAGCAGCAUCAGUAGUAGUUGGAGGCACAUGUACUAGUGCCGAAAAAGGUGAGUUAGCCAAUAAAUAUAAUGCAUCGGCUUUGUUGUAUUACAAUCAUGGCUUGACAACUACGAGUCUUGCACCUGUCAUUAUACGUCUUCGUCAAGCAAAUAAAUUACCAGCACUCUUUCUAUCUUAUGCUGCUGGACAAAAAUUAGUCAAUGUAGCUAAUUUAACCAAUGUGAAUAUUUGGCUCCAGGUUGAACGUGAAGAUUAUCCAUCGUUCUACGUUGAAAAUAUCUGUGCCGAUACAAAAGAAGGCAAUAUUAAUGAAACCAUUGUUGUGGGUGGUCAUAGCGAUAGUGUACCUGUUGGACCAGGAAUUAAUGACAAUGGUAGUGGAACAAUGGCUAUUCUGGUUUUAGCGACGAAUUUGGCUCGUCUUUACCAAUCUGGUAAUUAUACUAAGUAUAGAUAUCGUGUUCGAUUUUGUUGGUGGGCUGCUGAAGAAAUCGGACUUGUUGGAGCAACUUAUCAUGCUCAACAAGCAAAAAAUUCAUCUGUUCCUCCUGGUCAACAACUUCAAGAUUAUCUAAUUAAUCUUAACUAUGAUAUGCUUGGAUCCCCUAAUUUUAUGUUGGGUAUCUAUGAUGGUAGUACAGCAAAACCGGGUACUCCACAAUCGGCAAUCAAUGGAAGUAUUCGAAUCUCUGAAGCAUUUUGUAAUUGGUUUAAUACAAAAAAUUUACCGUGGGAUUAUACUGAUUUUAGUGGUCGAAGUGAUUAUGGCCCAUUUUUAGCAGCUGGUAUCGUUGCAGGUGGACUAUUCUCUGGUGCUGAUGAGACUAAAACCGCUGAACAACGUACUAAAUAUGAAGAAAAACUCGGUCAAGGUGGUUUGACAGGUGCAAUUCUUGAUCCUUGUUAUCAUAGAGCAUGUGAUACAACUGAUAAUAUUAAUCAAUUGGGUUAUGAAAAAAUGGUUCAAGCAGCAGCAUACAUGCUUGAAUACUUAGGCCAAAAAGAUGAUUUGCCAACAUGGUUAUAUCCAAAUGGACGACAAAUGCCUCGAUUACCAGAUGAUUAUUUUCCUAACAGUGAUUACUUUCGAGAUACGAACAUUUAG
Molecule: messenger RNA, 1713 nt
Organism: Rotaria sp. Silwood1
Lineage: Eukaryota; Metazoa; Rotifera; Eurotatoria; Philodinida; Philodinidae
Source: the annotation of a GenBank genome assembly